Messenger RNA from Postia placenta MAD-698-R-SB12, 663 nucleotides. RefSeq lists its product as hypothetical. NCBI's taxonomy places the organism in Eukaryota, Fungi, Basidiomycota, Agaricomycetes, Polyporales, Adustoporiaceae. The transcript has 6 exons. The record is from RefSeq and is a predicted model, not a curated record. The coding region runs from base 1 to 663 and encodes 220 amino acids.
AUGAGCCGCCGCCCGUUGGGAGUGACAGAUGAGAUAGCCUUGCAUAAGCGGGUGGCACUUGUCGAAAGGGAUUUCCUGGAAGAUGUCAGGGAGAGCAUAGCGCAGCUCGGCGAUCUCGCACAGACAUAUGCUGCUUCCGUCAUAGAAGAUAUUCGCUCCACAUAUACAGACUACUCUGAAGAACUAGACACCAUCAAGGACGCCCUCUCGGACAUCGUCCCUCUGGCCGCGCAAUUCAAAGCUAACAUCGGGGCUAUAAGCGAAAACAACGGGAGCAUCUUUGAUAACAUCUCCGAGAGCGUGAACAAAGUCUACGCUGGACUUGCUGAGAAGCUCGUAGCCGCGUUCCCGCCGCCAAAUCACGCAUCAGGCCAUGCCGCACGACAGGAGCUGUUCAAUAUGAUCCUAUCUGAAGCAGAAGAUGCUAUCAUCCUCGUCGUGAUCGUCGUGACGAUCGGAGACAUUGCUGAGCAGCAUCCAGAACUGCUCCCUAUCCUCGUAGUCACUGCGAUUACCAUGCUCAUCCCGGAGGAAUGGAUUUUAGACCCUCUGAUUCAGCUGUUCGGCAUUGGCCCUAGCGGCCCAGAGAAAGGCUCGAUCGCGGCGUGGGCUCAGCGUACCUUCUUCGGAGCCGAGGUGAAGGCCGGAAGCUGGGCGUUCUAG